GCCGAGAGUCCAUUGAACGGUCACUUGAACUUCUUUGCCUGAAGAGUCGACCAGCCAGCAGCCCCCGAAACUAACGGCAAGAUCAUGGCGGGUUACAUCAAAGUGGCCAGUGUUGUUGCAAUGCUGUUCUCUGGAGUGCUUUCUCAGGGUUACAUCGGCGGUUAUGGUGGUGUUCCCUACGGCAAAGGCUACGGGGGUGGUUAUGGCGGAUACGGCGGUGGCUACGGCGGUUAUGGCGGUGGCUACGGCGGUGGCUACGGUGGCUACGGCGGCGGCUAUGGCGGCGGCUACGGCGGCGGUUAUGGCGGUGGUUACCCCAUUGCUCCAGGUUACGGCGGCUACGGCGGCUAUCCGAUCUUGGGCGGCUAUGGUGGCGGUAUCUACAAUGGCUAUAACGGCGGUGCCGGGUACGGAGCAGGUGGUUAUGCCGGAGGCGGCGUCAACCAGGGUGUGUACCAAAAUGCAGGCAAGUACGGCGCCAACCAGGGCUACGGGCAAUAUGGCGGCUACGGUGGCUUCGGACAGGGCACCAAGAAAGGUUUCAACGACUUCGGUAGCAACGUAGCGAACUUCGGGCAGGCCGCCACAGAGGGAUAUGACAAAUACAGCGCCGUCAGUCAGACAUUCAACAAGGUAGAAAAGUCUUCAGGUUUCGGCAGUGCUAACUCUAAAGGAAACUAUGGUGCUGUGGGCAACCAGAAUGGAUACGGCGCAGCUAACACCAAUGGCAACUACGCACAGGCUCUUGGUGAGGGCGUCCACAAAACCUAUGGUGCGCAAGGCAAUGCGAAAGGUGUCGCCCAGGGUGCCUAUAACGGUGCCCAAGUCGGAAAUUACCGUGGAAACGGCGCUGGUGUUUCCAAUGUUGGAGGCUUUUACGGUUAAACGGCUCUACGAAAAUAUGUGCAGUCUACACAGGAUCCUUGGUUGUCUGAUACUAGAAGUCAAACGAAGCCAAAGCACAGCAAAUGUCCGCCCAGCACAGCACCGUCUCCCAAAACACAACCCGCAAGACUUCGAAAUCGACACCAGGUAGAGCCUUUGUUGCCUGGCCACGUGACCGUGCGGAGGUCCACGUCAGAGACAUUCACGUUAAAUGCUCGAGUAUUUAUUAAGCUUUACAUAUUGUGAUCUGACUUUUCAACGCAAUCGCAAUGAACAUUAUUGUCAUUAUCAUCAUGCAUAAAAGUGCAGCGUUAUAUAAUAGAUAUUGUGAAAUUGUUAAUAUAAAUGAACUUGAAUCGGUCAUCAUUAAAUGGUGAUAAAACUUUUAA
Lingula anatina is the source of this 1274-nucleotide messenger RNA. RefSeq lists its product as uncharacterized. The record is from RefSeq and is a predicted model, not a curated record. NCBI's taxonomy places the organism in Eukaryota, Metazoa, Brachiopoda, Lingulata, Lingulida, Lingulidae.